UAAAAAUAUAAAAGACAACACUAAUCGAAGUACCUGUAAAGAGUGUUUUGUGUAUGUGGUGAGAAUGGAAAUUAAAAUAGUUUUGGGUCUGAGCGUGAAAAUUUUAUAAAAUAUACUCAAAUUUAAAAUUUUUGUAAAUUUUAACAAUUUUUGGACUUGGCGUGAAUUUGUUUCAUAUGAAUCCAAUAAUUUUCUUCCUGACACGUUGUGUAAUUUACUUUUACUUGUUUAACUGCUGAGCUGCCGGUUCUUCCAGGGACAGCUGUACCUUUUUUCUUCUCUCAACUAGUGACAUGGCCGAAGAUCGUGAAUUGAUUGCAAAGUAUGGUAAGCCGAUGCCGUAUGAUAGGAAUUUCCGCGGACCGGAAUGGCGAAAUCGAAGUUGCACAGAUGUACCGUGUCUGCUGAUUUUUAUCCUAUUUUUAGGCGGAUGGGGUUUUAUUGCACAAUAUGCAGUGCGCAAUGGAGAUCUCAAUAAAUUGGUUGUGCCAACGGAUUCAUUCAAUCGUAAAUGCGGAAUCGAUUCAUCGGUAUUGGAUAAAAAGUAUUUAUUUUUUUUUGAUUUGGGAAAAUGCAUCGAUCCAGUUGUACCUCUUACGGGCUGCCCUACACAACAAGUUUGUGUAGAAAGCUGUCCCACACAGACUUUUAUCUGGGAUAGAAUGAAGAAUAAUCUGCCACUUGCUGAAUUAAGGAAGCGUUUGAUAUGUCUGAGUGACGUAGACAAAGACAACCUUCGAACCUUAGACAACAUGCAAGCAGCCAUUGACCAAGAACGAUGUGCGCGUGGAUAUAUGAAGAGUGCACCAUUUUUGAAUCGUUGUAUGUGGGAGCUUUCUCCUGAGUUGUGUGAACUAAUACCCUCCUUCCUCCUGCCUCGUAAUAGACGCGAGGUAAAUGGGUCACAAAAUGCUAGUUGGGUGGUUGGUGAAACAGGAAAACUUCUCGAUACAUUGGUGGAUGAUAACUCAAAUUUGAUGGAAAUGAGAUUGGAAGCGCUCGCCUUGACGACAAUACCUGAAUCUAGUGAUAAAUCGAAGCAACAGCUCGCUGAAGAACCCAUGAUACAAUGCCGCCGUCGUACCGAGCAAGCCGAAACUAUCAAGCAAAAAGUACGUCAAGCUGACACGCGCCUUGCUAAGUUGGUAGGUAAUAUGGUUGCACACUUCUACAAUGGAACACAUGAUGCACAGCAGCUUGGGGAAGAGAUAGUGGAAGAUAUUAUGAACUCAUGGUUAAUUGUGCUGAUGGCUUUAAUGUGCACUUUGGUUGCUUCUUUGAUUCUAAUCGCCUUGAUGCGAUGGUUCGCUGCCCCGAUUCUGUGGUUAUCUGUUCUUGGUGUUUUGGUCGGACUUGGAUUGGGAAUUUAUUACAGCGUUAAGCAGUAUCGUUUUUGGCGCGAAACCGCAUCUGUACCCAACCAUUCGAUUAACUUGGAGGCAGCGGUAAAGAAUAUAUUUCAAGACGCUAACACUUGGCUGUAUUUAAGCAUAUUUUUAAGCAUCAGUUUUGUAAUUAUUCUACUCCUGGUAAUUAUUCUACGUACCCGCAUCAAUAUAGCAAUUGCGUUGACAAAGGAAGGUAGUAAAGCGGUGUCAAGCAUUAUAUCAACUGUUUUUUUCCCAAUCUUUUCGUGGAUUCUUUUUAUUUUGGCUGUUAGUUUUGCGGUUGCAGUUGGUCUUUAUCUAGGCACAAUUGGUAACCCAUCUUUCCGUAUGAUACGUCAAUUGGACCCUAACAGCGUGACAGGUGUUUCAAGUGAGAUUUGUGAAUGUAUAGGUCCGGCAAGCGAAUAUAAAGUAGGGGGACAUUGUGACCCUAAAAUUUUUGAACAGAAUUGCUUCACUAAUAUCGAUCAGCACAUCCCUUGUAGACAAACCACUUGUAGCUUCGCUGAAAUUGAGCAUCCGCCGUUUGUGACAUGGUCCAUAUGCUAUAAUGUGUUCGGUUUCUUUUGGUUGACAUUCUUCAUUGCGGCCUUUAGUGAUAUGGUGUUGGCUCUUACUUUCGCAACUUGGUACUGGACCUUCAGGAAGCGGGAGGUGCCCUUCUUUACACUAGGACGAGCUUUCCGUCAAACCAUCUUCUAUCAUCUCGGCACUUUGGCGUUUGGCUCGUUAAUUCUUGCCGUGUGUCGCAUGAUACGCGUGGCUUUGGAAUAUAUCGAUUCUAAACUGAAGAAGUACGACAAUUCAGUCACACGAGCCAUACUGUGCUGCAUGAAAUGCUUUUUUUGGUUACUUGAAACUUUCUUACGCUUUCUGAACCGCAACGCGUACAUCAUGUGUGCUAUACACGGCAAGAAUUUUUGUGCCAGCGCCAAAGAUGCUUUCAAUUUGAUUAUGCGUAACUUUUUGCGAGUAAUUGCCGUUGAUAAAGUCACUGAUUUCUUGUUCUUUUUAUCGAAAGUAUUAUUAACGGCUGCUGCUGGCGUUGGUACCUACUUCUUUGUGGUACGUAGUCCACAUUUAAUACAACUGCACUAUAAUGCGGUGCCAGUAACGAUUGUUGUGUUAGCGGCUUUUAUUAUGACAACCGUCUUUUUUGGCGUCUACUCUAUGGCGGUGGAUACGCUCUUCCUGUGCUUUCUGGAGGACUGUGAACGCAAUGACGGCUCGGCAGAAAAGCCUUUCUAUAUGUCGAAACAGUUAAGGCGAAUAUUAGGCAAAAGAAACCAGUUACCACGUCCAAUGAGUAGUAGUUAAGAAACAACCUUUACAAUAGGAGUGCACAAAGGAGCUGGAAGUUGACCAACCAUAUUAUUGGUUAGUGGGCAAAUCUAUAGCGUAGACAUUUUAUGAAAAUUAUAUACAUAUAUUUUUAUAAAUGUACCGGCUUUGUUAAUAUUCGUGUGAGUGAACAUUAAAGUUGGAAAGUUUUUGAAAAACUGGAAAAAGGUUGUGUGAAUACCAAUGGCAAUAUAAUCUAAUUACGUAAAUAUAUACAUAUGUAUACAUACUCAAAAGAAUUUGUUAAGAAAAAUGCAAUAUGAAAUAUAAUGUUGUGCAUUAAGUAUAUACAUAUAUAGACACAUACACAUACAUAAAUAGUUUCGAUAUGUACCAUUAUUCAUACUUAUAAUAAUAAGCUAAGAAAAAAAUGCAAUAUGAAAUGUUAAGUAUAUACAUUAAAUAUAUACCUUAUAUUUACCGGGUACACCUACAUAAUAACGUUACAAAUAGUUACAAACAAAAAUAUUUUCUUUUAUAAUAUUAUAAGAAAAAAGACAGAAUGAAAAAACAGUAAUGAGUAAGUUUUUAAAUUAACGUGGUAGUCUUACCUACCAUCGUUCCUGGGUGCUUGUUUCAAGUGAUUUUUUUAUGCGAUUUUGCUCAUAGUGAUUUAUUGAAAAUAUAUACAUUUACAAUCCAUCAAUGUAUGCCAAAAUAUUUAUUAAAGCGAACUUAUUGUUACAUAUAAGAUUAAACAUUUACAAAUCACCUUAUUUAUAUUAUAUUUAUUAUGAAAGUAAAUAAAUGAUACAUUUCUACACAUACAUACAUAUGUACUUAUGUAUAUAAAAGGAUGUGGUAGAGGCAAAGUUUGAUUUAUUUUGUUCAUAUUGUUGAAUACGUGCCGGAGAUUAUUAAACGCAUUAACCUUGGAAAUUAUUUAAAAGAAAUUAAAACGUUGCAUGCAAUCGCAUUUCUCAAAAAUUUUUGCUCAACAAUUUCAAAUGAAUAUACUGAAAUCACUAUUUACAUACUUAGUGACUAGACUGAGUAGAGAGUGUAAACUAAAGAAGUCUGAAAAUUUUGCUUAUUACAGGUUAAAUAAGUAAUUAACACACGUGUACAUGAAUAAUCAUAUAAUUUUUAACGUAUUCACUUUAUGUACUAAUUUCGCACAAGAUAUUUAGUAUGCUCUGAAUUCAUAACAAAUAAACCAGAAGAAAAUGAUA
Bactrocera neohumeralis is the source of this 3901-nucleotide messenger RNA. It is a transcript of the gene Ctl2, whose product is annotated as choline transporter-like 2. Gene Ontology annotation, cellular component: membrane. Gene Ontology annotation, molecular function: transmembrane transporter activity. The transcript has 2 exons. NCBI's taxonomy places the organism in Eukaryota, Metazoa, Arthropoda, Insecta, Diptera, Tephritidae. The coding region runs from base 294 to 2705 and encodes 803 amino acids. The record is from RefSeq and is a predicted model, not a curated record. Gene Ontology annotation, biological process: transmembrane transport.